UAUAAUCAAUUGUCAAAAUAAAUAACCUAAAAAUCGGUUUCAUAACUCAUAAUGUCGAAAAUUUGUUAUAUUUUACAAAAAACAAUAGGUGUAGUACCUCGGACAGUUUUCCAACCUCACAUAGCAAGCAUAAAUAAAACUUGCUAUGAAAAAAUUCACACAGACGUAACAUAUUAUGCUGUUAAGAAAACUACAACUGCGGCCGGAGGUGUGCUGGGCUUGGGUAAAGGAAAGAAAAAACUAGGUAAACUCGGAGCAAUGGAAAAGAAAGAACUACCGGUGGAGACAGAUCCAGAAAAAUUGGUCAAUUAUGUGUGUGGAUCUAACAUUUACAUCACUGGAGAGGAUGUUAAGCUAAAGGAAGACAGCGAGUAUCCAGACUGGUUGUGGAAUCUACAUACUGGCAAACCUCCAAGUAUAGAGGAACUAGACCCAAACACCAAGCAGUACUGGCUGCGAGUGCGCGCUGCUGGCAUGCGUAGGAAUAAUCGUCUACGUUCUAUGCGCAAGUUCUAGUGGCCAAAAAAUGCUUAAUGAAAUUGAUUGUGUCUGUGAGAGACUUAUAAACUUCUAUUAUAUAAUUCUUUUGUUUUAAUUUUUUUCAAAUUAAAUCUAAAAUAACAGAUUAGUUAUUUUAAGAUUAGUGUUAAGUAGUAAAUAAAGAUGUUGACUUUA
Molecule: messenger RNA, 675 nt
Organism: Vanessa atalanta (red admiral)
Lineage: Eukaryota; Metazoa; Arthropoda; Insecta; Lepidoptera; Nymphalidae
Gene: mRpL54
Product: 39S ribosomal protein L54, mitochondrial
Exons: 3
Coding region: 52-516 (154 amino acids)
Cellular component (GO): mitochondrial large ribosomal subunit
Molecular function (GO): structural constituent of ribosome
Source: RefSeq, a predicted model, not a curated record